Danio aesculapii is the source of this 2077-nucleotide messenger RNA. Its product is annotated as protein APCDD1-like. Gene Ontology annotation, biological process: negative regulation of Wnt signaling pathway. Gene Ontology annotation, cellular component: plasma membrane. Lineage: Eukaryota; Metazoa; Chordata; Actinopteri; Cypriniformes; Danionidae. Gene Ontology annotation, molecular function: Wnt-protein binding. The record is from RefSeq and is a predicted model, not a curated record.
AUGGUUUUCAAUUGCCAUGAUGACAAAUCCAUUGACUUGAAACCUUUUUGUUUCAUACUCAGUGUGAAAGUGAGGCCUGGUCCAGAAUUCCUCACUCGAUCCUACACAUUCUACCAAAGCCCCACACGUCUCUUCAGGGCCCUCCAACACUAUUAUUGAAGCGAGUGCCACGUCCCAACCUACUCUCUUGUGAUCAGGGGUAAACUACGGCUCCGCCAGGCCUCGUGGAUCACCCGUGGAGCCACCGAAGCAGAGCACCACCUCCAUAAAGUAGGGAUGGUCAUUCACAGUCAGAAGGCCAUCCAUCAUCUGGCGACCCGCCUGCCCUCCUCCUGCCUGGGACUCAAAGCUGAAGGACACCUGGUGCUCCAUCGCUUUUAUGAACUCUUCAGUGCCAAGCAGAGAAAGACUGUUGGGGCUCUUGGGUUCUCCAUGAUGGAGCUGGAGUUGCUGCGGGUGGAGACGCAUCAUCAUCCACACAGCAGACCGGCUCAGGAGCUGUUCUUAGGGGAAGUUCACACAGACUGGAGAAGGGUGCACUAUAGGCCAAGUGGUUACCAGGAGCCAUUGCAGAAUGCAAUGCAUCACAUCCACCCAUGCCCAGUGUGCAGCCUGGUAUAUCGAGCCUCAGAGCAGCAUCCGCCCAUUCUCCCUCCAUCCCCUUCCAUCCCUCUGAAUCUAAAUGGAAACUGGGUAAGCCAACGUUGCGAGUCCCGUCCCGCCAUCCUCUUCCUUACCCGCCUCUUUGCUUUCAACGAGGAGCAACGCACUUGGGAGGGCACAUAUCAUCACUACUCUGACCCAACAUGCCGCCAGCCUAGCUUUACACUAUCAGCAUCAGGUCAUUACGUUAAAGUAGGACAAUCCGUAAAAGUACGUGGAGCCACCGAACUCGUCUUUAAAGUGACAGGUGCAAAAGUGAUCGUGUUCGACCGGGCGUUGUUACGAGAAUUGAAUUCAACGCAAAAUGGAAGAUGUGGACAAGCAGGUGGAUGGGAAGCAGGCACUGAGCAAGACAUAACCUGGACGAAGGGUUGCGAUGCAUUGGGGAUACGACUUCCACACAAAGAGUAUGAGCUGUUUAAGAUGGAGGUGGAUCGUAAAGGUCAUCUGCUGUUAUUCAAUGGGGAAAGGCCUACGGAUGGAUCCAGCCCAGAACGACCUGCAAAAAGGCCAACGUCCUUUCAGCCACCAAUGGUGCAAUGCAGCACAAGCAUCAGGGUGGAGCCGCGCCACAGUCCCUACAGUGAUCAUUCAAAAGCACCAAAGAAAAGCUCUGCUAAUGCACUGCACUCUUCGGUGAUCCUGCUAGCGCUUCUGAAUACAUGGAUUAUUCAUCUUUUCUAAAACACGACAAGCCAUAUACAGUGUGCACAUUGUUCAAAUUCUGCCCUGUUUAUGACGGACUUACAAUCUUAAAAACUGGAGGAUCCUUCACUUAGGUGCUUCGACAAAACGCUUGCUGCAAAUGCUCUGAAAUAAGACUUUAAUCUGAAGAGAGUUUCAUUUAGCAAAAAUGUACAUAGAAAAUCUUUUUAAUCAUAUACUAUAUCUGCAUUAAUUUUAAUGUCUAUCAUGUGUUUGAUAUUUGAAUAAAGAUAAAUGGCACAUUUAAAACCCAAUUGUUCUGUAGAAUAUACAUUUACCGACAUUCCAGCAGAGUUACCGAACAAUAACAGUGAAAAGCAAACUAUGCACCAAUGGCGUGAUAUUAGGGCGGGGUUUUCUGUGUGACUGACCAAUGGGAGACUUUAGAGUUGUGGGUAUCUUUCAAAAAUAAUCAUUAUUUUGAUAAUUGGAGUGCGGAAAGGACACAUUUCAGAUUUAAAACCAAAGACAUGGGGAAUAUGGAUGGACAAUCAGAUGACUGCGAAUGAAGAAAUGAGAAUUAAUUUGAAUUGAAGCGCACAUAUGGACUACAUCGGAUAUAAACUACUCUGCAUUCUCAAGCAUUAGUCUGUUGUCUUCAAGACUUGUCUCAUUCUUCCAUCUAAUAAAUUUUAUGUAGCAUUAAUCUGUUAAUAACGGUGAGGGUGAACAUAUUUAUUGCUACCAUUAAAGUAAUUUUGAUAAGAAA